UUUUUAGCUGAUUUUUUCUGCCUGAGUUUAAUUAAAAAUCUCCUUUAUGGAAAAUAAAAAUAACUUUUAAUCAAAGAAACAAAAAAAAAAAGAGAUUUUUCAGACAGAAGAAAAAAAGAAAAAAAAAGUCUGGCGUCUUCUGCAGAAUUCACAUUUGGUGUCUGCUGCUGGCGUUGGUCUUUCUCUUUCUCUUUCUACUUUUUUUUGGUUCUGCGAUUUCCAUCAAAACCCUUUUCCCAACAAUCUUGGUUUUGUACAGAGAAGAAGAAGAAGAAGAAAGGCACACAAAAUAACCCAUGUCUGGUUUAUACAAUAACUCAUCUUACUUCUCUCCUGCUCGAGCUGCUUCUCCUCAGAUUAGAAGCACUCCUGAGAUCGACAGCUCUCAGUACUUGACGGAGCUUCUCGCUGAACAUCAAAAGCUUACUCCUUUUAUGCAGGUCCUACCCAUAUGUAGCCGUCUAUUGAAUCAAGAGAUGUUCAGGGUCUCUGGAAUGAUGUCUAACCAAGGAUUUGGUGAUUUUGAUAGACUUCGACACAGAAGUCCCAGCCCUAUGGCUUCUUCUAAUCUUAUGUCUAAUGUCUCUAAUACCGGGUUAGGAGGCUGGAACGGCCUCUCUCAGGAGAGACUUAGUGGAACACCUGGAAUGACAAUGGAUUGGCAAGGUGCACCUGGAAGCCCCAGUUCAUACACCGUCAAAAGGAUAUUGCGUCUGGAGAUUCCUGUAGAUAACUAUCCUAAUUUCAAUUUUGUUGGACGACUUCUCGGCCCUAGAGGCAACUCGUUAAAACGCGUUGAAGCUACCACCGGUUGCCGAGUAUUCAUCAGAGGGAAAGGGUCAAUCAAGGAUCCCGAAAAGGAAGAUAAAUUAAGGGGAAGACCUGGCUAUGAACACUUGAAUGAGCAGCUUCACAUCUUAAUAGAGGCAGAUCUUCCAGCUAGUAUUGUGGAGAUACGUCUGCGACAAGCUCAAGAAAUUAUAGAAGAGUUACUAAAGCCUGUGGACGAGUCGCAAGAUUUCAUAAAGAGACAGCAGCUGAGGGAACUGGCAUUGCUAAACUCGAACAACCUGAGGGAAGAGAGUCCGGGGCCAAGCGGAGGUGGAAGCGUUUCGCCUUUCAAUUCAAGUGGUAAACGCCCGAAAACAGGAUGCUAAGUAGCGUUUUGUACGUCUCGCCCAAAACGCUCCUUCAAGCCUUAUAAUGGUUACUUCAACCAAAAGUACAUGUCUGCAUGCAUUACACAGACGCACAUGUGUAUAUCUGGUUUCUCCAGUAGUGGCUGCAAUGGUGGUGGUCUGGUCAAGGCCUGCCCUGGUCUCUCUCGGGUGAGCGACCCUGUGGCUUUCGUUUUUCUUCUUCUUUAUUUUAAACUUUUGUUUUUCUUUUUCCUCAUCAAAAAUUCAUUACAGAUUAUUUAAAAAAGAUUCAUGCAAAAAAAAAAAAAAAGAGUAUGAGAUAUAUAAUAUAUAUAGGGAGAAAAAGAUGUGGUGGCUUGGGAGGGCGUGGACUGAAAAUUCUUAUUGUAUAAACAUAAACAAAAAACACAUUUAUUGGAUUGAUUCUUAUCGUUUGAUUUGGUUUAUUUGUUUCUUUCAUAUAU
Messenger RNA from Arabidopsis thaliana (thale cress), 1603 nucleotides. RefSeq names its product RNA-binding KH domain-containing protein. Bases 297 to 1157 code for a protein of 286 amino acids. The transcript has 7 exons. Gene Ontology annotation, molecular function: RNA binding; nucleic acid binding. Gene Ontology annotation, cellular component: nucleus. NCBI's taxonomy places the organism in Eukaryota, Viridiplantae, Streptophyta, Magnoliopsida, Brassicales, Brassicaceae. The record is from RefSeq and is marked reviewed.